Dentiscutata erythropus is the source of this 811-nucleotide messenger RNA. NCBI's taxonomy places the organism in Eukaryota, Fungi, Glomeromycota, Glomeromycetes, Diversisporales, Gigasporaceae. The record is from the annotation of a GenBank genome assembly.
AAUUGUUCAGAAAGAUUUAGAUGUAAAGAAUCUGUAGUUAAAGAUGGAUCACUAUGUAAAAGAUGUGAAAAGAAUCAUGUUCAUUGUAGAAAUUUAUGUCAAAAAUGUUGUAAACAAUAUCAAUGUAAUGAUUUAAUAUGUUCAAAUUGUGUUGAAAAUAAUAUUGAAUGUGAAAGAACAAUGAUUACAACGCAAGAACAAUUUAAAAAAGUUAAUGAACAGGGUGUUAAAUAUUUUUCUGGACAAUACGAAAGAGGUGAAACUGGACAAUUUCAUGAGCAGUAUUAUGUUCAAUUAAAUUCAUGGAUGAAUUUUAAAUGGAUUAAGGAAAUUUUUGGAAAUAUGAGUAUGAAUAUAAUGAAUAAUUUUUAUGGAGGUGAUAAAAAUGAUUGUUGUGAUAAAUGUGAUGAUUUUUGUCAAGAAUUUCGUGAAUUAUUAAUUGUUUGUGAUAGUUUAGGAAAUGAAUUAAAUUCGGAGCAAAAAGGUCCAUUUAUUUUUGGAGAAGAAAAUUUUAAAGAAAAAAUAGGCACUGAAAAAGUGAAAAUUGAUGAAAAAGAACAAGGGAGUUUUGAAAAUGCUGUAAAUAUUAUACUUGAUCCAACAACAAAUUAUGAAUUUAUUAAUAUUUUUAAACAAGAUCCAAAAAUGGAGGAGGAGAAGAAAGAAAUCGAAAAAGAAUUGUAUUAUAAAUCAUCUUAUGAAUUAGAUGAUUUUUGGGUUUCUAAAAUAAUAUUUGAAUGGAUUAAAGAAAAUUUGUUUACAAAAAAGAAACAAUAUAAGAGUAUAAUGAUUGUGGGAAAUACUCGUUCAG